Messenger RNA from Hypanus sabinus (Atlantic stingray), 4051 nucleotides. It is a transcript of the gene gnsa, whose product is annotated as glucosamine (N-acetyl)-6-sulfatase a. Bases 388 to 1986 code for a protein of 532 amino acids. The transcript has 14 exons. Gene Ontology annotation, biological process: glycosaminoglycan metabolic process. The record is from RefSeq and is a predicted model, not a curated record. NCBI's taxonomy places the organism in Eukaryota, Metazoa, Chordata, Chondrichthyes, Myliobatiformes, Dasyatidae. Gene Ontology annotation, molecular function: glycosaminoglycan binding; N-acetylglucosamine-6-sulfatase activity.
AUUGGAAAUCCUUCCUCAUUUUGGAAUAGCGCUUUAACAUUACUUCACAUCCCUCUGUAACAAAUGGGUUGAAACAGUUGUUGCACUUUCUCACUAGUUAGCACCCCACCGACAGACUGUAAGCAAAAUUACCAACUAAAUGUAUCAGUGUUCAACUAUUGCAACCUCUGGCGUGUGGUUGCAAGUAAAACCCUUGCGAAAAAUAAGCAUUCCCCACUGGGCUCUCACAUUGUUGCCCUUUGAAAGGUCUCGCCCGGUGCUGCGAUCAGCUGAUGGUCCUUUCCUGUUUUGGAGGCGCAUGUGACUGGUGAAUCAUUGAAGACAGCAGAGUGCGCAGCUCUGAAUUUAAAGUGAGGAAAUCUACGUAGAGUGGCUGUGUUCUGCGCGAUGGCUGCUCUGUCCACAGUGUACUCGGCUGCCACUCUGCUCUUUUUCUACGUUGCACUUGCACUGGUCAGUUCGAAGAAACCCAACAUAGUUUUGAUCCUGACGGACGAUCAGGAUGUUCUCCUGGGCGGAAUGACACCGCUGAAGAAAACCAGAAAACUUAUCGGAGACCUUGGAAUAACCUUUACUAAUGUGUAUGUGGCCAGCCCACUGUGCUGCCCCAGCAGAUCCAGUAUCCUGACUGGGAAGUAUCCCCACAAUCAUCGUGUGUUUAACAACACCCUUGAAGGGAACUGCAGUAGUAAAGCAUGGCAGAAAACACAAGAGCCACAUACCUUCCCAGCUAUCCUCCAUGAUCAUUGUGGAUAUCGAACAUUUUUUGCGGGAAAAUACUUGAAUGAGUAUGGAUCAGAGCCUGCAGGUGGAGUUGAACAUGUUCCACCAGGCUGGGAUUACUGGUAUGCUCUGGUGAAGAAUUCAAAAUAUUAUAACUACACACUUUCUGUCAACGGAAAGCCACAGCAUCAUGGCCAGAACUAUAGUAAAGAUUAUCUAACUGAUUUACUAUCGAAUGUUUCAUUGGAAUUCUUGGAAUACAGACCCAAGUAUGUGCCUUUCUUCAUGAUGAUCUCAACUCCAGCACCACACUUCCCUUGGACUCCUGCCCCACAAUAUGAAAAAAAUUUUAUGAAAGUGAAAGCACCAAGGAACAGUAACUUUAAUAUACAUGGAAAGGAUAAACAUUGGCUAAUCAGGCAAGCAAAGACGCCCAUGUCCAACUCUUCAAUUCAAUUUCUGGAUAAUGCUUUUCGAAAAAGAUGGCAAACAUUAUUAUCAGUGGAUGACCUUGUUGAAAAAGUAGUGAAGAAACUGGAUGCAAUCAAAGAGUUAGAAAACACCUAUAUUUUCUUUACAUCAGAUAAUGGCUACCAUACAGGUCAGUUUUCUUUGCCAAUUGACAAACGACAGCUGUAUGAGUUUGAUAUCAAAGUGCCAUUACUAGUGCGAGGACCUCACAUAAAAUCUAACACUAGUAAUAAGCUGCUUGUAGCAAAUAUUGAUUUGGCUCCCACGAUCUUGGAUAUUGCUGGCUAUGACAUUAACAAGACGAGGAUGGAUGGCAAGUCUCUCCUGCCUCUGCUGAAUGAUGCUGCAAAAAACGUGACCUGGAGGACUGACCUCCUUGUGGAGUAUCAAGGGGAGGGACGGAAUAAAUGUGACCCUUACUGUCCUUCAUUAGGGCCUGGGGUGACAAGCUGCUUCCCUGAUUGUGUAUGUGAAGAUGCAUAUAACAACACCUAUGCGUGUGUGAGAACUAUUGCCACCCCAGCUGACCUACAGUACUGUGAAUUUGAUGAUAGUGAGGUCUUUGUGGAAGUCUAUAAUCUAACCUCUGACCCACACCAGAUCAAUAAUAUAGCAAAGACUAUAGAUCAAGAAAUCCUUGAGAAGAUGAACCAUCGUCUAAUGAUGUUACAGUCUUGUUCUGGAUCAACAUGUCACACGCCUGGGGUAUAUGAUCCAAGGUACCGAUUUGAUCCUAGACUAAUGUUCCAUCAUGGUUCUGCUGCACCCAAGCUAUUGCGUAAAAUCUUAUGAGAUCUAUUUGUCAGUUGUCAUUGUGAUAUGCCAUCUCCCUUCUCUGUGGGGCCAGGACUAAACAGAGGAAUUUUUUGUUUUCCUUCCUACAAUCUCCUUCAUUCUAUCAAAAAUGUGCUUUCCAUGUCUUCAAAAACAAGUAAUGAGAAAUUUUAAUACUUUUAGUUUAGUUUCAUCAGCUAUUUAUUUGUGAGAACUAUCGUCUUUAAGUUAAAGGAAUGUGUGCAUAUAAUCACUCAAGCGAAAUAUGACCCAAAUCAGACAGUUGGGCUUCUGAUCUCUUUGCAUGAACUGUUAUCUGCCAACCAGCAGCUACCGCAUCCUCUUUGCUGGGUACUGCGUUUCCUUGCCAGUGAAGUCCCUGCAUUUGAACACCAUGACAUGGGCAGUUUGCAUAUAUAUCCUGCACAAACUUUGUUGUAAAGGAACAAGCUAUAGACGGCAGGGAAUUGAAGUGAAUUCUGCUCCACGGUGAUAGAAUCUUCAUUUUUAUGCUCAGGAGGCAGAUAAUUGAUUUUUUUUAAAAAAUCUAUUCAGAAUUUAAUUUGUUGCCUUUGCCAUUCCCUGUCUUGGAAUGGAACAAACUAUUCAAUGCUGAAGAAUGAUAAAUAAUUUCCUUCUAGCAUUUUUGGGCUCAGACUGGUGCCAGUGGAAUAAAUUCACCUGAAUUGGAAUGAACAUUCCCCAGUGUUAAAUACUCUGUUUUAAUCUUGGGCACAAUGGCACUAUUUCUGUUCUACCCCAGUUGAUUUUUGUUUUUAUUAUCAACCGCAGAUCAUUAACGGACUCCACUGUUUGUAGGCUACAAGAUUUCUCAAUCUCUUGGUUGUGGCUCUUUGUGUUGCAUCCUUAAAAAUGGAAAGAAUGUUGUAUUUUUAAGUCAUAUUGCCACCAAUUGGCUAGCUUGCCUGUUCUUUGAUUCUUUUGUUAGGGAAUUGUGGAUAAGUAAAUUACUUAGUAUUGUCAAGUUUACUUCCAAUAUGCAUCAUACAAUAUUUUUUUAAAGAUGGAAAUGUUGUGUUAUUAAGCUUGAAAUAUUCCAACAGGUUCAGAAACUUAUCUAUAAAACCUGAUUUCAAUAGAAUGAAAUGGAGAUUACUUUCAAAUGACAUAAUUCAAAUAAUUGCACUGAAGGAUUUGGGGUCCCCACUUAGUCAUCAAACCUGCUGGAUCUCUGCUGUUGUGCAUUCUUCUUCCCAGCUGAACAUGAGAAAGAUUUACCACUGAAAGUGGCUAUUCAUUGCUUACAAAAUAUGACAAGAAUGGCAGCCGUAUCCACCAUCCUUGUUAACCUGCCAUUUGGCUAUCAAAAUACCUCCAUAUUUUUGUCUAUCAAGUGUUGGCUAAAUGAUCAAUUGUACACUAAACCUAACCACUUAAUAUAGUAUCCUGCACUGUUGUAUAAAACUAUCAGAAUAUCUUGUCUUUAUAUUCAAGGGUGAAAUUUUUUUUUGAUGUUUUACACUUGUGUUAGUAUUUUUAAGUGUUGUAAAAGGCUUGAUAAUUAUGUUAAAGUGCAAACUAAUUCUGGGUGGAAUGAUAAAGCAAUGCAAAUUGUCUGAAGUUUAAACAAAACAACUAGGCUUUUCACUGGCAUAAAUAUUUAGUGUAUGAUUGGCAUUAGGCAUCUAAGUUUUUGUGCAUUAGUGAAUAAGUUUAAUUAUCGAUGCUUGAGGACUUGGGUUAAACCACGGAAAGGCAUAUCGUAAGUAAUCAAGCAGUUAAAGAGCAAGCAUCCGACUUGCCCUGUAAUACCAGGGCUCAGAAAGCAAUUUGCACAGUAUUGCGUUACUGAUUACAAAUCCCUUGUAUUCAGUCCUAAACUAAGAUUUCCUUUUAUUUCCCUAAACCAGUAUAUCAUACAGUUUGGAUAACUAUUUGUACAAAUAUUAGUAUUAGGGAGGUUUAGACCUGAGGCACUUGUAAUGCUGGUUUGAAUUGAGAUUUCAUGCUUUUUCCAAAGAUGAGUUAAGUGCCCUUGAUUGUAUUUUUGAGACUGUAUGCGUGUUUAUGAUGGCUGAAUUCAAAUCUUGCACUUAUUUAAUAAACUACUUUACAAUUUCAA